Messenger RNA from Dunckerocampus dactyliophorus (ringed pipefish), 1164 nucleotides. Its product is annotated as tetraspanin-1-like. NCBI's taxonomy places the organism in Eukaryota, Metazoa, Chordata, Actinopteri, Syngnathiformes, Syngnathidae. The transcript has 8 exons. Bases 132 to 890 code for a protein of 252 amino acids. Gene Ontology annotation, cellular component: membrane. The record is from RefSeq and is a predicted model, not a curated record.
GCAUGAUAUGUGUGUGUGUCAGUGUGUGAAACUGGAGAGAAGAUAAAGGAAGGCACGGAAGCCUUUUGUCGCACACACUCCUGAUUGAUCAACGGACGUCACUGCAGCACAGUGUAAAAACAUCCGCCAAGAUGUGUUGCUCUGGAUUCCUCAAAAUGAUGAUGUUCAUCUUCAAUGGCACCAUCUUUUUAGCAGGUGCUGCCAUCCUGGGUGUGGGCAUUUGGGUGAAGGUGGACAGCAAUUCCCUCAUGGGAAUACUGGAUAGUGUGGAAGAACUUCCGUCAGAGGUAUCCCAGGUGGCCAACAUCGCUUACCUGCUCAUUGCAGUCGGGGCCGUGCUGCUGGUCAUCGGCUUCCUGGGCUGCUGCGGCGCCAUCAGGGAGAGCAGGUGCAUGCUUCUGUUGUUCUUCAGUAUUGUGCUGAUUAUAUUCCUCAUCGAGGUCGCUGGCGCCGUGGUGCUGCUCGUUUUUAAGGAUGUGGCUCAGGAUCUCUUUGAUAGUCUUGAGACUGAAGUCCAAAAAAGCCUCCGUGCAAAGUUUGGAAAGGACGAGAGCCUGACGUCUCUGUGGAACACCACCAUGGAGGGGUUUCAGUGCUGUGGAUACAAGAACUACACCGACUUCAACAACUCACCCUUCUACGUCCAAAACAAUGGCUUCUAUCCAUCCUAUUGUUGCAACGGGACAGACGUCGGUGGCAUGUGCAGCGGAGAGGCAGCAGAAGCGUCCGCAGAACUUGGGUUGGUUGACGGCUGCUUCAACAAGCUGCUGCAGCUGAUUGAGGACAAUGCUGUGAUAGUUGCAGCCGUGGCGCUCGGGAUCGCCGCUCUUGAGAUUGCCGCCAUGGUGGUUUCAAUGGUUCUCUACAAGCAGAUUGGUAACAAAGCGUGAUAGCGUCACGUUUUUUUGUUUUAUUUAAUAAGAUAGAUUGCUUGUUAGCUGUUCCCAGUGAGGUUGUUUGCCCUUAAGUUUGACUGAAAACGCACAGAAAGCAUGUUUAUGUUUCAGUGGAUGCUAUGACCUUCAAUCACUAAGCUUGUAAUAUAAAAGAUGUGCAGAUAAAUAACUGAAAACUGUAUGAUAUCACUUGCAUACUGAUGAGUUCAUUUUUUAUAUAUAUAUUUGAUCAAAGUAAAGAAAUAAAAGUGAGCAUCUGUUCAAUUUA